AUGCGCCUAAAUGCCGACACCACCAUCGUGGGGCAGCGCGUCGUGCUGGUGCCCUACCGGCACGAGCACGUGCCCCGUUACCACACUUGGAUGCAGUCGCCGGAGCUGCAGGCACGUGCUGCGGAGCUGACGGCCUCUGAGCCGCUGUCCCUGGAGGAGGAGUAUGCCAUGCAGGCGGCCUGGGCACACGACCCCGACAAGCUGACGUACAUCCUGCUAGACCCAGCGCGGCCGCCAGCCCCAGAGCAGGAAACGUGGCCCCCUGGCGGUCGUGCCGGGGCGAUGGCUGGCGACGUGAACCUGUUCUUGAACGACCCCGACGACAGGCUCGCCGGGGAAGUGGAAAUCAUGGUGGCGGAGCCAGAGAGCAGGCGCAAGGGCAUGGCGUGCGAGGCGCUACGGCUGUUCAUGGCAUAUGUAGUGCGCGAGCUGGGUGUGACGCGUUUCAUAGCCAAAAUCGGGGAGGACAACGCCCCCUCCCUGGCGCUGUUUGAAGGGCAGCUGGGCUUCAAGGAGGUCCGUCGCGUGCAGGUGUUCAAGGAGGUUCACCUGGAGCUGUCGGUGCAGGGGCACGUGGCAACACAAAUGGCAGCACUGGCGGACGAGCUGCAGUUGCAUAGUUAUGAUUCAGCCUGA
Monoraphidium neglectum is the source of this 636-nucleotide messenger RNA. RefSeq names its product N-acetyltransferase 9-like protein. NCBI's taxonomy places the organism in Eukaryota, Viridiplantae, Chlorophyta, Chlorophyceae, Sphaeropleales, Selenastraceae. Gene Ontology annotation, molecular function: N-acetyltransferase activity. The transcript is spliced from 5 exons. The record is from RefSeq and is a predicted model, not a curated record. Gene Ontology annotation, biological process: protein acetylation. Bases 1 to 636 code for a protein of 211 amino acids.